Planococcus citri (citrus mealybug) is the source of this 621-nucleotide messenger RNA. Its product is annotated as chaperone protein DnaJ-like. The transcript has a single exon. The record is from RefSeq and is a predicted model, not a curated record. Lineage: Eukaryota; Metazoa; Arthropoda; Insecta; Hemiptera; Pseudococcidae. The coding region runs from base 1 to 621 and encodes 206 amino acids.
AUGAAUUUGGUGAAAUUAUAUGCAGUGAAUUUCAACAAAAAUGCUCUCAAAACUGCACUAAGCGGUCGGACCAUUUAUACCAGUGUACGCUUGUUGGAUAAAACCUUCUAUGAAAUUCUUCGAGUUGCCCCCGAUGCUAGUCAAACGGAGAUAAAGGAAGCUUAUUACAAGCUUUCCAAGGUAUACCAUCCUGAUAUUGCUCAAGAUGAGAAUUCAUUGAAAAUGUUUCGUAGUAUAACUGAGGCGUACGAUGUGCUUGGAAAUGUCCGAACUCGUUUGCAAUACGAUAACGAAAGCGGUAUACAAUCCGUCGCCGAAGAAGUGACAUUUCAUCCGUCUGGUCAUAAAGAUCAAAAUGAAUGGAGAAAACUAGCCCCUGACUUCGAUAAAAUCUUAGCAAGGAAGCCAGUUCAAGAACAAUGGGAAGAUUUGCAGUAUAAAGAACGUCGUAUCGAAGUCCAAGCUAAAAAGCAUAAUUUUUACAUUGAAGAUGAUUACUUUGUGUGGAAACCCUGGGAGAAAAGAAUAAUGAGAUUUGGCAUGGCCAUGUUUGCUUUCCACAUGUUCAUGAAUUGGUUGGACCUUAAUUACUACGAGAAAAUUUUUGAUCGUCGAACGUGA